Messenger RNA from Stegostoma tigrinum, 9586 nucleotides. It is a transcript of the gene fyco1a, whose product is annotated as FYVE and coiled-coil domain autophagy adaptor 1a. Lineage: Eukaryota; Metazoa; Chordata; Chondrichthyes; Orectolobiformes; Stegostomatidae. The record is from RefSeq and is a predicted model, not a curated record. Gene Ontology annotation, molecular function: metal ion binding. Gene Ontology annotation, biological process: plus-end-directed vesicle transport along microtubule; positive regulation of autophagosome maturation. Gene Ontology annotation, cellular component: autophagosome; lysosome; late endosome. The transcript has 19 exons. The coding region runs from base 177 to 4772 and encodes 1531 amino acids.
CCUGGCACGUCGCUCAGUAGACUGCAUUCAAGUUGGGUUGGUGUGCGCCCGCUGUGGUUAUGGGGGUGGGGGGAGAUCUGUGGCCUGGUAUCUCUGCUUACAGGAAAUGAAGAGCUGUCAAAGAAGUGAGGCCUAUGCGAUUAGUGUUAUAGACGGGUGGAGCUUAAACCGCAAAGAUGGCAGCAUCUGUUGGAGAAAGCCAGAUCCAAAGGAUAAUCAGAGACCUGAAGGAUGCAAUUUCAGAAUUAAAUCGAGAACACAAGGAAAAUGGUGAGCCGAUCACUGAUGACAGCACCAACUUACACAAAUGCUGCUUAAAAUUAGAAUACCUCCUUCAGUUUGACCAGAAGGAGAAAACUACUUUUCUUGGCACCAGGAAAGACUACUGGGAUUAUUUCUGUAAUUGUCUGGCCAAGGUGAAAGGAGCUAAUGAUGGAAUUCGCUUUGUGAAGUCUAUCCCAGAGCUGAAAACCUCCCUUGGGAAAGGUCGAGCAUUUAUUCGGUAUUCCUUGGUCCAUCAACGCCUGGCUGAUACAGUUCAACAAUGCUUGAUGAAUGUAAAAGUCACAAGUGACUGGUACUUUGCCCGAAGCCCGUUGCUGAUGUCUCAUCUCAGUUCUGACAUUAUUGAUCAUCUGUACGAGCUGAAUGAAGUGCAGUUUGACUUGGCUUCUAGAGGACAUGAUUUGGACGCUUCUUGGCCAACAUUUGCACGGAGGUCGUUCAGUUUAUCUCAUUCUCCAUCGCAUCUUUGGAAACCACCAAGUAGAUGCUCAAGUGUAAGCAGUUUGGUCAGCAACUAUUCACAAGCUCCAGACUGUUUAUUGGCUUCAGAAAUAAACAACUCCUUGAUCGCAGAGCAGCUGGAAACCCUUGAUGAGUUACGUGCUGAACUCGAUCAGUCUGAUAUAAAGCAGAGGGAGAUGCAAGAGAAGAUCCAGCAGAUUGAACUGGAGAAGGAACUGUUACAGAGGACAAUAGCUUUGAAUGAGCCAACUGCAGAAGCUAGGAAGCAAUCAACUGCUCAUACUGUGGAAGUAAAUCACAAGCUGAAUCAGAUGUUGGACGAGUUAAAUCGGGAUUUUGCAGGUUCUGUUUUUGCGAAAGCUAUUGUUCAGGAAUUUCAAAAAUCUUUGCAGAUAUUUGAAGACAGUUCCAGUGAAAAACAGAAGGAGCUUCAGGGGAAGAUUUUGGAGCUAGAAGACUGUGCAGCAAAGUUUCAGUCAUUAACACAAGAACUGGAAAGGAUCAAGGCUUCUGAGGAGACAAAAGCUGGCAUUGUUAGUGAGCUUCAGACCAAGCUAAUUGCAGCAGAACAGAAGAAUGUAGAGCUGCUCGCACGGUUAGAUGCUAUUCUGACUGAAAAAGGGCAACUAACAGCAACCCACUAUGAUUCAGCACAGAAGAUCCAUGAGCUUCUUGACAAGCUGAAUGACGCUGAGUGGGAGGAAAUUGGGUUGCAGAGAUUAAACAGUAUACAGCAGUCUCAGCUGAACGUGUUAACAAAUGAUUUAGAAUCAAAACAGUCCCUAAUAAAUGAGCUUGAAUUAAAGCUAAAAGAGGCAGCUUCAAAGCUUGAGGAGAAGAAUGCUAUGCUUGCAAAGAAAGAUGAAGAGAUAGAAACUACCCUGAAUAAAUUGAGAGAAAUUAAAAGUGUACAAGAAAUGGACCCUACAGAUCUUGAAUCAGGGCAAAAGUCAGCUCAGGAAUUGAGAAAAGAGCAAGAAGAAAUGCAAAUCAAAUAUGAAGAAUUAAAGGUCACUUUAGAGAAACAAGUAAACAAUCUUUCCAACCAUCUGAAAUCCAAAGAAUUGGAAUUAUCUGCUGCUCAUAACAAGGCACAGAAUCUGCUAGAGACUCAAAAUAAGCUUUUGGGUGAGAAAGAAGAUCUUACAAAAAAAUUGCAAGGUUUAGAGGAAAUACUAGCCAAGUUGAACACUCGGACAGAAGCCCUUAAUGUUGAAUAUCAGAAAUUGCAAGUUGAGAGCGAGAAACGCCAACAGAUUGUGCAGAAACAUGUUGAAAAGGAGGAAGAAUUGGAAAAGAUGUGUUUAACUCUUGAAACUGAGAUAGAUAGACUGAAUGCAUCAGAGAUGCAAUUGCAGAGCCAAAUAGCAGAUGCCAUGGUGACAGUGGAUGAAAAAGAAAGCAAGAUAAGGGAAGAAAACAGGCAGUUGAAUGAGAAACUACAAAAUGCUGUCAGGCAGGUUAAAAGAGCAGAAACAAAGCUGGAAAAGAAUCAGGUGGAAUUUGAUGAUCUGAAAGUAGAAAAAAAUACUUUGAAUGACUGCUUACUAAACCUCCAAGUAAGUUGCCAGGCUAAGGAAGAACUGAUUUCAGACCUGCAGAAUAAGUUGGUCAAAUCAAAGCAGAAUGAAGAUGCACUUGUUUCCCUUCUAGAUAAGAAGGAAGGUGCUUUGCAUGAAAAGGUUAGCUUAUUAAAGGAGUUAUCGGAAAAGAUUGAGGAAAGUCAGAUAGUGAUAGAGGCUUUGGAGAGAGAAAAGUUGACUUUUGAGAGUAACUUUAAGCAGCAAGCGGUGCUUUCAGAAAGCCUCAUGGCUGAGAAAAAUGCAAUAGUUGAAGCUCAACUGCAGGCAAGAGAGCUUCAGGAGAGAGAAAUGCAGGAGAUAAAUGCAAAGUUAGUUACUACUAAAAGUCAGCUUGAAAUUCAGCAGGCUGAAGUAAUGAGUUUACAGGCAGAGAACGAAGAGUUCAAGCUAAAGCUUAAACGUGCUCUUGAGGAAAAGGAAAAUAUAUGCAGUAAUCUAAACCUUGCAAUAUCUUCCAAGGAAGAAUACAGAACCUUAGUUCAAAAUCUAAAAGAACAGGUACAAUCAAUUAAUCAUGAUCAUGCUGAGAAACUCUUGCUGUUUAAAGAAAAAGAAGAUUCCCUUAAAAAAGAAAAGGAGAAAUCAGUGCAGCAGGCAAUUGAGCUUGAGGAACAACUUGUGACUGCUAAAGAAGAAUUGUCCCAGCUGAAACAGUAUAUUGAAAAAAUAGAUGUUGAAAAUAUGGAGACCAAAGAUCUACUCCACAGAACGAACACUGAACUUGCAGAACUUGGCAUGCAGAUUUGUACACUCAGUGCAGAGAAAGCUGACGCUGAGAAGAAAUGCAUUAUGGUUUCUCAACAACAAACAGCGUUUUGUGAGGAAUUCAAAGCAGAACAAAACCAACUAAAUCUUAACGUUACCGAACUCAAGAGUGAGAAUGAACAGCUGCUGCAGGAGUUAAGGAGGUCCAAAGAGUCAGAAGCAACUAUUAUAGAAUUGCAGAGAAAGCUAGCGCAAGCACAACAGCAAGCGAAGAGCUGCCAGGAAGCUGCAACAGAGGAGUUGUCAGCAGUCAAAUUUCAGAUGAGUGGAGAGAUGUUGGAUUAUCAGAAUAAAUUACAGACUGUUAGUGAAGAAUUGGAGGCUGUGAAAAAGGAUCUUACUGAGCGACAAAGCCAAAUAACUUCAAUGGAUAAACAACUCCUCGAAGUUCAGGAUCACAAUUGCAAAUUAAUGGAGGAAGUGGAACGAAAAGCACAGACAGUUGUGGAUUCACAGUUAUUGAGAAAUGAAAAGGAGGAGAAGCUAAAGUCCCUUUCAGAAGACUUGAUGAGUACUCAGCAGGAAUUGGAAGAUGUAAAAAAGGAGCUUGAAGAUUAUAAACAACACCUCGAGAGGACACAAGAAGAGACUGAGAGAAAUGAACAAAAACUUGUGGCUGAAUUAGCUGACUUGAACAGAACAAAAGAGUUUUUGGAAGAGCGCUUAAUCGAACUUAUUAAAGAUAAGGAUGCCCUGUGGCAAAAGACUGAUGCAUUGGAAUUUGAACAAAAACUCCGUGCAGAAACUCGGUGGCUUGGGGACAAGGAGGUUAACCACUGCCUGGAUUGCCAAAGCCAGUUUACAUGGUGGUUACGUCGGCAUCACUGCAGGCUCUGUGGGCGUAUCUUCUGCUACUACUGCAGCAAUAAUUUUGUAAUGACAAAACACAGUGGUAAAAGAGAGCGAUGCUGCAGAGCCUGCUACACAGAACAUAGUGCUGUGGUUCAAAGAUUGAAUGAUCCUGGAUCUUCCAGUACUCCAAACAGCCCUGAGGAAUCACCCUCACGCUCCGCUUCUGAAGGACCAACUAGCAGAAACACAGAAAGCUUCGCCAAACCAGACGAUGCAACUUUUGACAUCAUUACAGAUGAAGAGUUGAAUGACAUUGAUGAUAACGAUUGUUCUUCAGAAUUAGGAAACCAGCUUCUCGUUCAUUCCCUAAGUUCCACAUGUGAUAAUGCAUCAAUUGAGGGACCAAGUCUUCCACCUGAGGAUGGAUCUGCACAACCUAUGCAGGAUGCAGAGAUUACUUUGUUAAAGUGUGGAGAAAUUACGCUCAAGAUACCCCUCAAGGUAGAUGAGAUUAGGGAGUUUGGAGACCACAAUAGAGAGCUUUUUGUUAAGGCCAGCUGCUAUAGUCUCAUCCCUAUUGGUGUUGAAGAGUGUGGUCUGACCAUUAGCUGGAUCUUUUCUUCUGAUCCAAAGAGCAUCUCAUUCAGCGUUGUUUAUCAAGAAUCUGAAGAAACACCGUAUGAACAGUGCAAGGUUUUAAUUCCUCUAACUCGUUGCAAUUCCCACAAGGAAACCAUACGAGGACAGCUGAAGGUUAGGAAUCCGGGGCUGUAUUUGCUGAUUUUUGAUAACUCUUUUUCCAGGUUUACCUCAAAGAAGGUGCUUUAUCACUUAACUGUUGAGAAACCAAUAAUCUACGAUGGAAGCGAUGUUUCUGAACUCUGAAAUGUGCUUGCAUAUAAUUUUGAACGAUUCAAGAUUAUCCAGGACUGCUUGGGGAAUUAUUUUCCAAGGUUUGAAAACUAUGCAAACAAGCUUUAUGUAGGAGUGUACACAGUAACUUUUCUAUUAUAGUGUUGCAACUCACAAAUUGUGUAUCUGGGGGCAGUCAGGAUGAAGCAGUGUUUCUGUUGUGGGUGAGCAUGGAGCCUCUAUCUUGCAAUAGGAAUGACAGUUGCACUGUACAUUUUGUUUAUAUAAGGUGCUGAUAUAGUAUUUUUCCUGCUGGGGAACCCACUCUUACUGUAAUCUUCUUGUCAUCACUUUUACCACACUCCAGCUGCAGCUCAUCAUGAAGUUACAAACUGUCACAUGAGCAGAAAGCUCCAGUGAUGACGUUAUGGCGCGGGGAGGGGUUAAGUUGGCUGAUGUUCUCUCAUUCCCAGUAAUUCAUUGGAGCAUGUGGCCCACAGCGAUGCCUGCGUGGUGAUGACUUACUGAGUAUGUGUUGUUUAGAACACAGGACAGUGUGGUCAGGAUGUUUAACAAGGAAAACUUAUGUAUAUUAAAUGUCACAAGUAUUUUGAUUAGAGAUAGGUAUAUUUUGAAAUGUUUGUAUGCCUGGAGCUGAAUGGGCACACGUAUAGAUUUUUAAUGUAACAGCUUUGUAGCAUGCUCAUUUUAAUAGUGCAAUAUCUAAAACAAACUAGGCAAGGUAAUUUGAAUUCUUUUCAAGUUACACUGCACUUCUACUUUGUUUGAAAAUUUACUCAUUCAGCAGAGCCAAUUAAUUGAGGAAAUCAACGCAUAUUUUUCUGCCAAGACCAACAUUUCUGAUUUGGUGUUUUUUGACUUAUUUCUUUCCAUGGAAGCUUACUUUUACUUAAUCAUUUAUACCAAAAUAAUCUUAUUUAAGAUCAAAAACACAAGUUAAAAUGUUCUUUCCUUGGGUUAUCAGUUGGAUCUUCAGAAGUGAGGUUUGUUAUCACAGAAUUCACACGACAAAAAUCCUAUAGCACAAACCAUUAUUUAAACUAAAUCAGAAAUAGGAUGAUCUGCAUUGGUCCAGAUUUCUGUAUUCAUUCUCUUGUCUCUACACCAUCGCUGUGAGCCUAUUCCAAAAAGACUGGGUCAGCAGUGCACUGGUUAUGUGACUGGACUAGUUAUCUUGAGAAGUAAUAGUGUAGAAAAUGUGAGUCAAAAAAUCCAUCCUGACAGUUUCAUGGACCUGAAAAAUCUGUAAGUGAAAAUAAAAAAAUGUUAGAAGCAAUAAAUGCUGUCCGAUUGUCUUAGAACACUAAAUGGUUCACUGUAAGGAAGCAGGAAGAACUUGUCAUCUCUAUGCAAUUUAGUCAUUACAUAACUUCAGUCCUGGAGUCGACUCUUAACUGCCCAGUCAGUUGUAACGAAGAACGGUGAAAAAUAAACUCCCUUUUGAAGCUUGUGGUGUUUCUUCACCACGCGAGAUGCAGCAGUGCAUGACGACAGCCCCUCGCUGCGCUUUCAGGGUCAACUAAGUAGAGAAAGUAAAUAAACAUUUUUUUCAGUGAUGCCCAAGCCCUGGAAAUGAAUUAGAAAAUUAUCGCCCAAGUGAAAAUAAUUUUAGGGCAGUUUAUCUGGUACAAUUACUGUUGUAGUCUUCAUUUGUUAAAGUGUAAAAGGCCUCAAAUAUUCCUCUCCCUUUUUCAUUGCCCCCUCGUUCCUUUCAUUGCCAAUGCCAAAGAGUGUCUGUUCUUACUCUCCCACAGAUCUACCAGAUGAUUAGUUCCAUCCAGUACUUUCUCUGCUGAUCCCACCUCCACUGCUUUCUCAGGCAGAGGGUUUCAAAGUUGCACAGCACUCAUCUUGGCCCUAAAAAAGUGAUCCAUUAAUUUUUAAACAGUGUCCCCUAGUUCUGGACUAACCCACAAGAGGAAAUAUCUUUCCAUGUCCACCUUGAAAAACUGUUCAGUAUCUUGUACACUUCAGCCCACCCCUUACUUUUCUAACCUCCAGUAGAAACAAGCCACUUGGCCCAACAUGUCUUCGUAAGACCACCCACUCCUUACCAAUCCACUAAACCUCCUCUGAACUGCCUUAAAGCCAUGCUUUAACUAAGCAAACCAAAACCGUGCACAGUAUUUGAAAUGUGGUCUCGUCAAUGCCUCGUGUUUUAAGGCAGUUAAGUGGCUGUCGUUGAGCAUCCACCAUGAUUUUUCAAAUUACUUCGGGGAAUACGUGCAUCACUGACUAGGUCAGCAUUUAUUGCUAUCCCAAAUUUUGCUGAGCAAGCUCUAGUAAGCUGGCUUGCCUUCCUGUACUGUUGCAGGUAGGCAUAUCCGCAGAACAAUAGACAUGGACCUCUGGGAUUUUGACCCGGUAACAGGGAAGGGUCAGCAAUAUAGUUGCAAAUUAGGAUGGUUUUUUUUGUGGCUUGGAGGGGAGCUUGCUACUAUUGAUGUGCCCAUCUGAUUGCAGCCCUUGUUCUUGUAAGUAGUAAAGGUCUCAGAUUUAGAAGGCGAUGACUGUGAGGAGCCUUGGGUGAGUAGUGCAUUUAGUCUUAUACACACUGCUACCACUUUUCAGUGGUGGAGCAAGUGAGUAUUGAAGGUAUUAGAGAGAGUUGCCUUCUCCAGGAUGGUGUUGGGCUUCUUGAGUGUUGAUGGAGCUGCAGUUGUCCAGGCAAGUAGAGAGUAUUCCAUCACACUGUUGACUUAUGCCUUGUGGACAGCCUUCAAUGAAUCAGGAGGUAAUUCAUUGUCACAGAAUUCCCAGCCUCUGACAUACUCUUUUAGCCAUAGAAGUUUUAUAGCCAGUUCACUUCAGUUUUAAUCAGUGGUGACUCCCCCAAUCGCCCAUGCUGUUUACCGUAGGGGAUUCAUCGAUGAUAAUGCUGUUUAAUGUCAAGGGGUGAUAGUUGAAUUCUCUCUUGAUGAUCAUUGCCUGGCACCUGUCUGGCACAAAUGUUACUUGCCACUUAUCAAUCUAAGCCUGAAUGUUGUCCAGAUCUUGCUGCAUUUAGACAUGCAUUGCCUUGGUAUCUGAGGGGUCACAAAUGGUGCAGGAUGUUGUGCAAUCAUCAAUAACCAUUCGCACUUCUGACUUUAUGACAGAGGGAAGGUCAUUUUAUUCACUUAUUGGUAUCGCUUUUUUAAAUUUAUUCACAGGAUGAGGGCAUCGCAGGCUAGGCCAGCAUUUAUUGCCCACCCAUAAUUGCCCAAUGGGUAGUUAAGAAUUAACCACCUUGCUGUGGGUGUGGAGUCACAUGUAGACCAGACCAGGUAAGGAUGGCAGUUUCCCUCCCUGAAGGACAUUAGUGAACCAAAUGUUUUUUAUCCGACAUUCGGCAAUAGAUUCAUGGUCAUCAUUAGGCUCUGAAUUCCAGACUUUUAUUGAAUUCAAAUUCCAUCAUCUGCCAUGGUGGGCCCGAGAACAUUACCUGGGUUUCUGGAUUAUGGCCCAGCGAUAAUACCACUAAGCCAUUGGCCCAGCAUUUAUUGCCCAUCCCUAGUUGCCCUUGAGAAGAUGGUGGUGAGCCGCUUGAACCAUCCUGGUACACCCACAAUGCUUUAGGGAGGGAUUUCCAGGAUAUUUACCCAGGGACACUGAAUGAACAGCGAUAAAUUUCCAAGUCAGGAUGGUGAGUGGCUGGGAGGGGAGCUUGCUGUUGGUGGUGAAUCCAUGUAUCUGCUGCCCUUGUCCUUCCGGAUCAAAGUGAUCGUGGGCUUGGAGGGUGCUGCUGUAGGAUCUUUGGAGAAUUUCUGCAGUGCAGAAGUAUCUGAAGACAGUUAGGUUUCGGAGCCACCCUUCAGGAACUCCUGCAGAAAUGUCCUGGAGCCGAGAUGACUGAUCUCAAACAACCACGACAGUCUUCUUUUCUUCUAAAUAUUACUUCAUUCUGAAAAAGGUUCCCCCUUUAAUUCCCAGAAACCAGUUUUGUUUGGGCUCCUUGAUGCCACAUUUGGUCAAAUGCUGUCUUAAUGUCAAGGGCAGUCACCUCUUGAGUGUUAGAGCAGGGAUUGAGCCUCAGUAGGCCAAUCAGCCUCUUCCACCAUUCAGUAUGAUCAUGACUGAUCACCCAACUCAGCACCCAGUUCUGACUUUCUCCCUAAACCUUUGACCCCUUUUACCCUCAGAAUAUUAUCUCACUCCCUUUUUGAAAACCUUUCAUGUUUUGGUCUCAACUCCCCACCACCCACUCAAUAUCGAUGAGGAAUCUCCCCACUCUCAAUAAGACUUCCUGGGUACCCUUUCACAGGGACAUGGUUAAGUUUCCAUUAAGUCAAUGAGGCACCACUGGAAUGGGUCGGCCUUAGGUAUUGUGGCUGUCAAUUGACUGAUGAGUGAGUCCACUUGAUAUCCCACUGGCAGCAGCCAGGAAUCCCAUGUCAGCAUCUUCCAAUUCCAACUUAAUCAGGGAAGUUUGCCACUGCUUGGAUACCGACUCAGCAUCUCUCCCACCGUGACAGUCUGCAUUAAAUCUUUGUCGCUCGAUAAUUAAUCAGCAAACGUUUAACUGAAAGAAAAAGAACAGAGUGUGCAAAAUAAUAUUUACUGACCCAUGCAGAUUCAAACAACAAAACAGGCCGUUCUAAGCCUAGAAUCUUUUCAGUCUCUUUGCACUCACUGUCUGUAUUGAUUAAAAGAACUCUAAUAUUUGUAUUUUUGUGUGACUUUAAUCACUGCCAAUGAAUUUGAAAUUCAGUUUAUAAAUUAUUUUUUAAGAACUGAAAUGGUUUUACAUUUACUUCUUUAAGCUGGGUUUUGGAGUUUCAUGCUUGGCGAUGAAUAAUGUAACGGGCACUUGGUUCAAUGUAUUGAAGUUCGAAUUUAGAGUUUUU